Messenger RNA from Owenia fusiformis, 3885 nucleotides. Lineage: Eukaryota; Metazoa; Annelida; Polychaeta; Sabellida; Oweniidae. The record is from the annotation of a GenBank genome assembly.
AUGGCUGAUUAUACAGAUCAGGUAGAGAGGGACAUUAAAGAUGCAAUUGAUAGGAAAGAUGAACAUCAGCUGAGGUUGAUCCUCAAGAGAACAAGAAGAUGCCAUAAAAACACAAUUGUCUGGGCAUUAGAGAAAAAUGAGAACCUGAGUAAAGAGACAUUAGAUUUAUUGUUAGAAAAAGGGGCAGAUGUUAAUGCUUUUGACAAUGAUUGGACUGCAUUGAUGCGAGGUUGUGAUUCUGGCUCUCUGGAAUAUACACAGUGGUUAACAGAGCAUGGAGCAGAUGUCAAUGCUAAGGAUAAUAAUGGUUGGACUGCAUUGAUGUAUGCGUGUGAGUCUGGCUCUCUGGAAUGUACAAAGUGGUUAACAGAGCAUGGAGCAGAUGUCAAUGUCAAACACAAAGAUGGCAAAACUGAACUGAUGAUUGCUAUUGAGAAGAGGUCUCUGGAAUGGAUAAAGAUGUUCACAGACCAUGGAGCAGAUGUCAAUGCUAAGGACAAUAAUGGUUUGACUGCAUUGAUGUAUGCGUGUGAGUCAGGCUCUCUGGAACGUACAAAGUGGUUAGCAGAGCAUGGAGCAGAUGUCAAUGCUAAGGAUAAUAAUGGUUGGACUGCAUUGAUGUAUGCGUGUGAGUCUGGCUCUCUGGAAUGUACAAAGUGGUUAACAGAGCAUGGAGCAGAUGUCAAUGUCAAACACAAAGAUGGCAAAACUGAACUGAUGAUUGCUAUUGAAAAGAGGUCUCUGGAAUGUACACAGUGGUUAACAGAGCAUGGUGCAGAUCUCAAUGUUAAGGACAAUAAUGGUUGGACUGCAUUGAUGUAUGUGUGUCAGUCUGGCUCUCUGGAAUGUACACUUUGGUUAGCAGAUCAUGGUGCAGAUGUCAACGUCAAACACAAAGAUGGCAAAACUGAACUGAUGAUUGCUAUUGAGAAGAGGUAUCUGGAAUGGAUAAAGAUAUUUACAGACCACAGUGCAGAUAUCAAUGCUAAGGACAAUAAUGGUUGGACUGCAUUGAUGUUUGCUUGUAGGUCUGGGUUUUGGGAACGUACAAAGUGGUUAACAGAGCAUGGAGCAGAUGUCAAUGCUAAGGACAAUGAUGGUUGGACUGCAUUGAUGUAUUCUUCUAAGUCUGGCUCUCUGGAAUGUACAAAGUGGUUAACAGAGCAUGGAGCAGAUGUCAAUGCUAAGGACAAUGAUGGUUGGACUGCAUUGAUGUAUUCUUCUAAGUCUGGCUCUCUGGAAUGUACAAAGUGGUUAGCAGAGCAUGGAGCAGAUGUCAAUGUCAAACACAAAGAUGGUAAAACUGAACUGAUGAUUGCUAUUAAGAAGAAGAGGUCUCUGGAAUGGAUAAAGAUGUUCACAGACCAUGGUGCAGAUGUCAAUACCAUAAGCACUGAUGGUCAAACUGCACUGAUGCGUGCUUGUAUGGAUGGAUCUCUAGAAUUUACAAAAUGGUUAACAGAGCAUGGUGCAGAUGUCAAUGCUAUGACCUAUGAUGGUUGGACUGCAUCGAUGUAUGCCUGUAUGUCUGACUCUCUGGAAUGUACACAGUGGUUAGCAGAGCAUGGAGCAGAUGUCAAUGUCAAACACAAAGAUGGCAAAACUGAACUGAUGAUUGCUAUCGAGAAGAAGAGGUCUCUGGAAUGGAUAAAGAUGUUCACAGACCAUGGAGCAGAUGUCAAUGCUAAGGACAAUAAUGGUUUGACUGCAUUGAUGUAUGCUUGUGAUUCUGACUCUCUGGAAUGUACUCAGUGGUUAACAGAGCAUGGUGCAGAUGUCAAUGUCAAACACAAAGAUGGCAAAACUGAACUGAUGAUUGCUAUUGAGAAGAGGUCUCUGGAAUGGAUAAAGAUGUUCACAGACCAUGGUGCAGAUGUCAAUACCAUAAGCACUGAUGGUCAAACUGCACUGAUGCGUGCUUGUAUGGAUGGAUCUCUAGAAUUUACAAAGUUGUUAACUGAUCAUGAUUCAGAUGUCAAGGCAAAGGACAAUAAUGGUCGAACUGCAUUAAUGUUUGCUUGCAAGUCUGGCUCUCUGGAAUGUACAAAGUUUUUAACACAGCACGGUGCAGAUGUCAAUGAAAUGAACAAUGCUGGUUGGACUGCAUUGAUGUUUGCCUGUGAAUCUAGAUCUCUGAAAUGUACACAGUGGUUAACAGAGCAUGGUGCAGAUGUCAAUGCUAGGAACAAGUAUGGUUGGUCUGCUUUGAUGUAUUCUUCAAAAAAUGGGUCUCUGGAAUGCACAAAGUGGUUAAAAGAUCAUGGUGCAGAUGUCAAUGCUAGGAACAAGCAUGAUAGGUCUGCAUUGAUGUACGCUAGUAAGUCUGGCUCUCUGGAAUUAACACAGUGGUUAGCGGCAAAUUGUGCUGAUGUCAAUGCUAGGGACAAUGAAUGUUUGACUGCAUUGAUGUAUGCUUGUCAGUCUGGCUCUCUGAAAUGUACACAGUGGUUAAAAGAGCAUGGUGCAGAUGUCAAUGCUAAGGAUAAUGAUGGUUGGACUGCAUUGAUGUAUGCUUGUGAGUCUGGCUCUCUGGAAUGUACAAAGUGGUUAGCAGAGCAUGGUGCAGAUGUCAAUGCUAUGACCUAUGCUGGUUGGACUGCAUUGAUGUGUGCCUGUAAGUCUGGCUCUCUGGAAUGUACAAAGUGGUUAGCAGAGCAUGGAGCAGAUGUCAAUGUCAAACACAAAGAUGGUAAAACUGGACUGAUGAUUGCUAUCGAGAAGAAGAGGUCUCUGGAAUGGAUGAAGAUGUUUAUGGAACAUGGUGCAGAUGUCAAUGUCAAAUACAAAGAUUGUACAACUGAACUGAUGAUUGCUAUUGCGGAGAGGUCUCUGAAAUGGAUAAAGAUGUUUACAGAACAUGGUGCAGAUGUCAAUACCAUAAGCACUGAUGGUAAAACAGCGUUGAUGCGUGCUUGUGAGUCUGGCUCUCUGGAAUUAACACAGUGGUUAACAGAGCAUGUUGCUGAUGUAAAUACUAAUGACAGUCAUGGUUGGACUGCAUUGAUGUAUGCUUCUGAGUCUGGCUCUCUGGAAUGUGCACAGUGGUUAACAGCGCAUGGUGCAGAUGUCAAUGUCAAACAUAAAGAUGGUAAAACUGAACUAAUGAUUGCCAUUGAGAAGAAGAGGUCUCUGGAAUGGAUAAAGAUGUUCACAGACCAUGGAGCAGAUGUCAGUGCUAAGGACAAUAAUGGUUGGACUGCAUUGAUGUUUGCUUGUAGGUCUGGGUCUUGGGAACGUACAAAGUGGUUAGCAGAGCAUGGAGCAGAUGUCAAUGUCAAACACAAAGAUGGUAAAACUGAACUGAUGAUUGCUAUUGAGAAGAGGUCUCUGGAAUGGAUAAAGAUGUUAACAGAGCAUGGUGCAGAUAUCAAUGCUGCUACUAAAUCAGGCCACACAGCACUCUCACACAUUGAUAGAUUCACCCCUGAACAUAGAAAACAAUACAGCCUAUUGACCAGACUAGGUGCUAAAGAUGAUAACUACAAACAUCUCAUGUCACUGAACCAGAAUGCAACAGAUGAUCAUCAACAUAUAGCUAGAACAAAGCUAGAUGCAAUAAAAGCCAAAUGGAAUCUGAGUUUAAAGUGUCAGGCAAGGUGGUGUCUUUAUCAAAUGAGUGUAUUAAAUGGUUUUUCAUACAGAAAUGCAAUUAAGAGGUUGAUUCAUGACAGACAUAAACUCCCAGAAUUAGAGACAUUCCUAUUGUUUGAAAACACUGAUGACAUUUGUGAGAUGACAGCUAUACUACGAGAACUGCAUGCCAGCCAUGAGGUUGAGAGAGCACUGAUCAAAUACAGAACAGAACAAAUGAGCUCAGAAAAUAUAGCACUGAGGAAACCAUUUGAGAAACUAGAACCACAUCAUAGGAAACUACUAAAAUGGUAA